Molecule: messenger RNA, 3897 nt
Organism: Closterium sp. NIES-67
Lineage: Eukaryota; Viridiplantae; Streptophyta; Zygnematophyceae; Desmidiales; Closteriaceae
Source: the annotation of a GenBank genome assembly
CUCGACAGCAGCAAAUCAUUUGGCAGGCAGCCAUAGACAAACAAGCAAGCAACAGAAGCGGAGCGCCUGUGCCGCAGCUAGAGCGUAGGUGAGUGAAGCACAGGGCGCGAGAACUACCCGCUUCCGUUGUAGGAUCGCUCCUAGCAGCAGCGGCCUUGGGUGUCGCCACCAACUAAAGCCGUCUUUCCUCUUUGCCCCCGCCGCGUGAGCACGGCACGGCAUUCGCGGGUCGCUUUCCUCGAGGCGGCGUCUUCUGCCGCCCCCGCGGCACGGCUCAGCCGCCACCCGACCACCUUCCCGUCUCGUCUCACGCGCGCGUCGUUCCGCCUCUGCUUUUACCCAGAACCCAAAACCCGGAACCUGAAGUCAUUAGUCAACCAUAAACCUCGCCUCCCCUGUCCUGUCUGCUCCCCUUGCCGUUCGCGCCCGUCUCUCUCGCCUCUGUGCCGCGUCCCGCUAUGCCUGCGCUCCCCCCGACACUCGCGGCAGCCGCGCCAGUGGCGUGGGGCGGCGGCAGCCUGGUGGAGGGGCGCGCGGCAUUCAGCGCGGACGGGCAGCGCCUGCUGUGCCCGUGCGGGGCCGUCGUGCGGGUCUUCGCGCUCGCCUCCGCCACCCAGGUGCAAGUGCUGCGCGGCCACACGGCGCUCGUCACGUGCGUGUCCACCUCCGCCGUCGCGCGCUCGCCGCCCGCCGCAAGCGCCGCCGCCGCGCGUGAUGCUGAUGACGCCGAUGAUCCCAUGGGGGAUGGCCCCAGUGCUGUCGUGGCGGCAGACGCUGCCACGUCAUCGUUGGUGUACGCAUGGAGCGGGUCGCUGGAUGGGACGAUGCGGCUGUGGAACUUUGUAACGGGGGCUGCGUUAAGAGUGCUGCAUCUGGGCCGUCCGAUCAGAGACCUGGUGAUGUACCCCUACGCCAGCACGGAGGUGGUGGAGGGGGCGGGCGGGCGGGAGGAGGAGCGGCAGGUGCCGCCGGUGGCGCUGGUGGUGGUGGCCAACGAGCGGCGCGGCUGCGACCUGCUGCAAUACGACGUGUUUGGGGACACAUGCCUCGCCACGCCCUUCCACCAGAUGCUCAUCUCGUCGCCGCUGGCCAUCAGCCCCGCCACGGGGCGGCUGCUGGCGUUCUCGUCGGGGCGCUGUGUUUUCGUGAGCCGCUGCAGCCGCCCCUCGCACCACUCGCGCCUGCUGCUGCAGCACCGCCGCGCCGUCACGUGCGUCGCCAUCCACCCGGACGACCAGCAGGUGGCGGCGGGCGACGUGUUGGGGCGCGUGGUGGUGUGGCACGGCAUUGGCAGGCGCUCGGGGUGGAGGGGAGGGCGAGGGAGGGGGCGAGGAGCGGGGGGGGACGAGGGGCGGGGCGAGGGGGAGAGUGAGGCGUACAGCCGGGUGGCGGGGCAGGAGGAUUGCGAGGCGGUGUCGUCGCUGCACUGGCACGCCUCCGCCGUGGCGGACCUCGCCUUCGCCCCGGACGGCCUGCACCUGGUGUCCAUCGGCGCGGAGGCGGUGGCGCUGGUGUGGCAGGUGGAGAGCGGGGUGCGCCGCUUCCUCCCGCGCAUGGCUGCCGCGCUGCUGCGCCUCGUGCUGCCGCCCUCGCUGCUGCCCGCGCUGCCUCCCCCCGCGCCCCCCACUCCAGGAGCAGAAGCGCCAGGUGCAGCAGCGGAGGCAACAGGGUGCGCGCGGUCGCUGGUGGCGCCAGCAUCUGCCCCGGAGGCGCUGCGGUUCGGCUUCCAGUGCGCGGACAACUGUGUGCGCGUGGUGGACCUCAGCGAGUCCGCCCUCAUCGCCGCCAUCCACGGCAUCGCCCCCCCGCCCCCCGCCCGCCCCCUGCCCGCGCGCCACUUCCUGCUCCCCCCGCCCGACCCCUUCACAACCCCCCUCGCCUCCUCCACAGCCGCCUCCUCCCUCUCCAACUGCCUCCCUGCUGACGUGGCACGCCAGCUGGCAGUUGAGCUGGCAGUGACAGGUGGUGGCGCCCCGUCAGCAGUGGUGCAGGCAAUAAGGGGCGGGUGGGCGCGGCUUCUAGUAAUCGGGCCACUGGGCGUGCUGCAGGUGUACGACGCGCACGCGCAGCAGGCGGUGGGGCAGGUGCGGCUGAUGCGCGUCAACGUGGUGAGCCAGGCUGAGGCGCGGUUCAAGAAGGCGCUCAAGGCGCAGGAGCUGCAGCAGCGAGACAAGGCACUGCACCUGCUGCAGGGCGACGCAGGGAAAGGCCAGCAGCACAAACAGCAGCAGCAGGGGCCGAAGCCCCCCCCCAUCUGGGUGAGCCACGUGUGCUUCUCCCCUGACGGGCGCACCAUGGUCACUGCCGAGAUCCGCCAGCCAGAGGACAUGGCCGGCCAGCAGUCCACCCUCAAGUUCUGGGCCGCCCCCUUUGGCGGCACUCACGGCAGCAGGCAAGGCAGCUCUCGAGGGCGGAAGGGUGGCAGCGCGGCCGUGACGGCGCUGACGACGGCGGUGGACGCCCCUCACGGCUCGGUGGGGCUCAUCACGGGCGUGGACGUGCACCCGGGGGGCGACCUCGUGGCCACAUGCGGCACGGAUGGCGAGUUCCGCACGUGGACGCGUGUGUGGGGCGAGGGCGAGGGGGACGAUGAUGAUGAGGACGAAGAGGGAGGUAGGGGCGGUGGGAAGCCAGGGCGUGGGGGGAUGAGAGGUCAGGGGGGACGAGGGAGAGGGGGUGGAGGGGGCAAGGGGGGCAAGGGGGAGUCACGGGCCAAGACGGCGCGGGAGCGGAUGGAGGAGCGCGAGGCGGCCAUCGCACCGCUCACCUUCUGCUGGCGCUGCCGCGCCGUGGGCAGUUUCGCCCACCAGCCGCUGCUGGCGGCGCGCUUCUCGUGGGACGGGGCGGUGCUGGCCGUGGCGGCCAUGGACCGCGUGGCGCUGUGGCAUCCACAACACAAUUCCCUGCUCGCCACCCUGCAGUGCACGCCCUCGCUGCGCCCCCUGCAAGCCGCGCUGCCCUGGAAGCAGCCCGUCACGGCGCUGGGCUUUGUGGCGCAGACCCCGUUCCUGGUGGCUGUGUCGGGCGCCCUCGCCCCCUCCGGCACGUUCUUCGCCCCCUCCGCGUCGCCCAGCUCCGUCUACUCCGCACUGUCCGUGUGGAGCCUGCUCUCCCUCUCCCUCAUGUGGACCCUCCACCUGCGCACCCUCUCCCUCGCCACCCACCCCUCCGCACCCCGCUUCGCCGUCAUUGUCGCCGGCACACCGGGCGCUGCUGCUGCUGGCGGGGGGGGGGCGGUGCUGGUGUUCGAGGGGGGGGAGAGCCCCGUCCCCGUGGCAGCGUGGGAGAUGAACGAUGUCACGGGUGCCACCGUCGCCUUCAUGCCGCCUGCCUCCUCUCCUGCUGCUAGCAGCAGGGGGGGCGCAAUGCAGUGGUCCAUAGUGGUGGUGAGCGGUGGCAGGGAGUAUGCGGUGCUGAAUGGAGAGGAGAGCACGGCGGCACCAGAUGCAGCGGAUCUGGACGGGGUGCGAUUGAAUGGUGCAGCUGGCCUUGCAGAUGCAGAAGCUAUUUCGGCCUUUGAAAGCAUUUAUGGGGCAGCCACGACAGCAGCGGCUGCAGCAGCAGGGGCCAUGUCGGAGCAACCCGGCAGUGCAGCAGGCGACGAGAGGGAGGAGGGUGUGAUGGAGGCGGUGGGGGGGCGGCCAUGGGGCAACCUGCUAUCGGCCCCAUCGCAUGUGCUGCCGUCGCUCGAGAGGGUGUACCCCCGCUUCAUGCAGGCCAUGCUGGACCAGCUCUCGCUCCACUGAGACCUCCGUCUUCAAUUACCACCAUGUCGUUUCUGAGGGGCUCUCAAAUCGGAAACCAUGCAAAAAUUGUUUUUUUUUCCCUUCAAAACGGGCACUUACUAAAUAACAGCACUUACAUGAUAUGUGAGAUGUUUACUGCUUGGUUAUGAGC